AUGCAGGUCCUCUUCCCCGCGAUGGUAGAACAGCAUGUCCGGUUCGGAUCCGGCCCCACAGAUGGCCCACUACUCCCAACUCCGCAUCCUGUGACUGCGGCAAAGGCAGCGGCGGUGGUGGCGUCCUCGCCUGAGGUCGACGGCGCCGCGGCGGAGUGCGUCGAGGAGAGAUGCUUCCGGCGGAGGAUAGCGAACCGAGAGUCCGCGCGGCGGUCCCGCGCGCGGAAGCUGUGCCACCUCGACGAGCUCCGGGACAGCGUGGCCCUCCUGGAGCGCGAGAAUCGUGACCUGGCGGCGCACGCGGAGGCCGCGCGCGCUAGGCUCGUUCCUGCCUUGCUCGCCAACGCCGCGUUGCGCGCCGAGGCCGCCGCGCUGUCCCGUCGGCUCGCGGCCGCCAGCCAAACUCUCGUCCUCGGCCGUCUGUACAACGCCCGGGCCGAUGCUGCUGUCAGCAUCGACGACGACGUCGGCGACUGCUGCCUGGUCGGGGCCACGGACAUGGAGGAGAUGAUUGCCUCGCUGAUCGCGAAGCCGCCCACCUGCACUGCAUGCGGAAUCCUGAGAUCAUGUAGGUAG
Molecule: messenger RNA, 576 nt
Organism: Miscanthus lutarioriparius
Lineage: Eukaryota; Viridiplantae; Streptophyta; Magnoliopsida; Poales; Poaceae
Source: the annotation of a GenBank genome assembly